Messenger RNA from Symbiodinium necroappetens, 1221 nucleotides. The record is from the annotation of a GenBank genome assembly. Lineage: Eukaryota; Dinophyceae; Suessiales; Symbiodiniaceae.
AUGAAUGCUACGGACGGGGUUAUCAAGACGACAGCCAAGCCUGCCGAUGGAGAGGAUGAAAUCUCGAUAAGCGUGGGGGAGGUCCUCGGAAAGGGUUCUUCUUGUGUGGUGCGCUCCGUGGCUUUAUCAGGUGGAGACCGCUUUGCUGGCAAGUUCUUCGAUGCAGAUCCACAGCUUGCUGCGCACGAGGCGAAGAUGCUCAAAGCAGUCGCUGGAGACUGCAUCGUGAAGAUGUUUGGCACCUUCACUUGCGUGGUUGAUGCAUGCCAACAUGGAAAUUUUAGGAGCAUGAAGCAACGGCCUGCCCCUGCCCGGAAGGCCAGAACCAGUUCACAGGUUUUUCCCGAGCCAGAGCCAGAUGUCUCUGAGAUGGAAGCCGUAAGAACCCUGCACUUCAUCCUUGAGGAAAGAUGCGAGCGCACAUUGCAGCAGCUGUGCAAGACCCGAUCAGUUUCUGAGGGGCAGGCGGCUUUUGUCAUGUCUUCUCUGCUUCGAGGCUUGGCCCACAUGCAUGCGCUCUCUGUUGUUCAUCGGGAUGUUAAGGAUACAAACAUCAUGAUCGCCGCUGGCGGAUCCCGAGUCGUCCUGUGUGACCUAGAGCUUUCUGCAGAGUUGCCCAAGGGGUCAGACUGGAUUCCAUGGACAUGUGGCACGUACGGUUUCAUUGCUCCUGAAGUUCACGUGCGAGCAGUCGGCGGACGGAAGGCAGACAUCUUCUCUGCGGGUGUGGUGAUGUUCCUUUUGCUCACAGGCUGCCAUCCCUUCUUGGAAGAGUCAAGGGCCGAAACGAUGCUUGCCACCGUCAGUCGCCAGCUCCCGUCUGAGCCUGGUGGACUUCUAUCCGGGAAGUCACAGGCAAGCUGUCAGCUGAUGACAUGGAUGCUGCAGAAGUCCAGCUCUGACCGUUGCAACGCCGAAGACGCCGUGAUGCAUGAGUGGCUCCAUUUUGCCGAUCGGGAUUUGAGCUCUGUGCUUCUCCCAGAGGCGACGGAAGCGGACACCGACAUCGCUACUCCAACACCGACUUCGAAUCCCAAGCCAAGGGCGCUUCUUGCCAAGGCUGGAUCCGCGUUGACAAUGACGAAUGCAUCGUCCGGCCCACGUCGAAUGUGGAACUAUGCUUGCAGUGCUGUGAAGGCAGCGUCCACCUCAGUUUCCCAUGUUCGCUUUGCUUCCCGCCGUCCUGCCAAAAUCCACGACUUCUGCGGGGUGGUCAGUUGA